Messenger RNA from Brassica rapa (field mustard), 2941 nucleotides. RefSeq lists its product as uncharacterized. NCBI's taxonomy places the organism in Eukaryota, Viridiplantae, Streptophyta, Magnoliopsida, Brassicales, Brassicaceae. The record is from RefSeq and is a predicted model, not a curated record.
AGGAAAUAAGGGUUUUAAUAGCAAUGUAAUAUAGCGGAAAAGAAGUUUGUGCUAUUGUAUGUUUGUGGCUAGAAAUAUAAUAGCGUUUCUUUAAGUAAAAAGCUAUUAUAUCUGGAGCGGCAAAAUGAAAUUUGCAAGCGCGCAUGUUUUUGGGAUUUUGAUCUUUAGAUUAUAGCACUGAGAAAGAAUAAUCGUUAUGGUAUCCUCGACCGCUUAUUUUUUUAUUAAAACCCGCGAAUGAUAAAUUUUGUGGGAAAUAUAUCUUUGACCAAAGCAAAGAAUAUUUAGUACUUUUUCAUUAAAACAAAAGAAUAUCGUCUCUGCAUUUUCUCUCCCAAGGUGUUCUUCGUGAGACCCCUUCGGAAUCAUCGAUCUCUGUCUUCUUUGUCUUCAUCGAUCUCUGUCUUCUUUGUCUUCUUCGAUCUCAGGAACAAAUUAACAUGGGGCCGAAGACACGAGGAGGAAUGGUUAGAAGAAGCAGACGUUCCCAAGGUCUGGAAGCAGAAACAGAGUUCAUUGAGAUAACCAGAAAGAGUACGAAAAUGCGUAAGUUAAAUAAGGGAAAAGAAGUUGCUAUUGAAGAAGAAAACAUUGAGAUAAGGCAAGAAAGUGCUGACGAAGUCCCGACAAAGGUUUCUGAAGAUGUUAAUGAGGCGGAUGGUGAUGGUGAUGGUGAUGAUCCACAUGUGGAAAUUGAAGUUGAGAAUGUCAUUGCUGAAGAACAGUCUCAGUCUGAGAAUGGAGUUACUGAAGAACCUUCUCAGCCGAGAGAAGCUGACAUGGAAGCUGAAAAUGGAGUUACUCAAGAACCUUCUCAGCCGAGAGAAGCUGACAUGGAACCUGAGAAUGGAUUUACUCAAGAACCUUCUCAGUCGAGAGAAGCUGACAUGGAACCGGAGAAUGGAGUUACUCAAGAACCUUCUCAGCCGAGAGAAGCUGACAUUGAAACUGAGAAUGGCAUUUCAGGAGCAGAAGCAUCGCCAUCUGAUGGAAAACAAAAGAAGAAAAGAGGACCCACAAAGAUGCGUAAAGUGGCCAAGGAUCAUCAAGAGAAGGUUUCUGUGUCAUUCACUGAGCUUGGCGAACAUGUAGGUCCUGGAUCAGUGACACUUUCAUCAUUCCUUGGACCCCUUGUACGCGAACAUGUGACUGUACUUCUUGAUGAUUGGAGGAAUCUUGAUAAGCAGACAAAGGACACACUAUGGGAGGAAAUUCAGGCGAGGUUUGAUUUGAAAGAAGAGUGGCAAAAAGAUUCAGUCUUCAAACAGAUGGGCUGUUUGUGGAGAUCUGGAAAGUCAAGGCUUGUAUCACAACUGCGAAAUGCAAAAAGCUCCACAGAGAGAGCAGCACUGAAACCAAGCAACAUUCGAUCUGUUCAGGUUUGGAGCGCUUGGGUUAAGAGUAGGACUUCGUCUGUGUUCAAGGCAAAGAGUGAAAAGUACAGAGCACUAAGGAGAGCUCAGAUUCCUCACACCACUAGUCGUAGAGGAAUGAAUCGUCUAGCUUGUGAAAUGAAAAAAAAGAGUGAAGACCCUAAGAAGAUUAGCCGGAGCAAGGUCUGGAUAGCAGGACACACUCACUCUGAUGGUAGACCUGUUAGACCUGAGUUUGCUGAAACCAUUGAAAAAAUAAUUUCACUUGAUAGUCAAAUGGACUCCACAUCCAGUGUUAAUAUAAAAGAAGAUGCUGUUAGUCAAGUGUUGGGAGUAGACAAACCUGGACGAGUCAGAGGGUUGGGAAGAGGGAUUACUGCUACGAAACUAGCAUUCUUGUCAGCUAGAGACUCCAAACUUGCCGACUUGGAAAGCGAGAUUAAAGACUUGAAGAUUCUGGUCCGUAACUUAGCUGGAAAUAAGAAAAACAAUGAUGAUUGUGUUUCUCCAUCUGAGGCUAGUUAUGUAUACAAAGAAGGAACUAGAGUUCAACUACUUGAUUGGUGUGAGUCAAAAGAUGUUGUUGUCGCUGAAGGAGAAUUCUGCUCUGCUGAAGGUACAUACAAGAUUGGUCGUAUUCCGAUUGGUCCUAACGCCGCGGCGGUUGUUGUAAAGUCGGUAUCAAACCCGAAGGCAUCUGUUUGGAGGCCAACUACGGAUGUGCGUAAUCUUCAGGAAGCAGCGGGAUGCAAAAUUCCAUGGCCAAUUGAUAAACUGAUACUAGAUAGUGCAUCGAACAACCAUCCAGUUUCCUCGGAUGUGUUAGGAUCAAAGAAUACUACCGUAGAUGAUCUUGAAAGGUGCAAGAUCUACGAUUGGGUUAAGGGCGUCGAGGUAAUCGCUGAAGGUUUUAUGGGUUCGACUGACCCAUAUGAGAUGGUGAACAAUGUUCCUUUGGGUCCGAAUGCUGUAGUUAUGAGAGUUGCUAAGGUGAUUAAUGGGAAAGCUUUUCUAUGGAGGCCAACAAGUGACAUGACAACAAUGAGUGAUGCUGUUAAUGAAAAGAUCGCAUGGCCGCUCCAUAAUGUAUCAGUAAUUAAAGUUCCUGAAGAUGAAGGGGAAGCUAGUGUCAGAAGGCCUUCAUUGAGUCCAAGUGGCAGCACUAGUUCCACCCGUUCAGGUAGUAAAAAGAAGUGCAUCUUGUUGGACCACAACAACUCAGGACGGAAAGUCGCAGAAGGCAGAGUAAGUAGUACUGAUCCAUUGUGUUUAGUCCAUCACGUCCCGUUAGGUCCCAAUGCAAGUCGGGUCUGGGUUGAAGUGGCCUUGAUUGAAGAUGCAUCUCUAUGGAGACCAAACUCUUUUCUGGAAGACAUAUCAGAUGCUGUGGGCAGCACAGUGGCUUGGCCAAAUGAUAAGAUUCUGUAUGUUUAAAUGUACUCGAUCGAGUGUUCUCAAAGACAUAUUUAUGGAUCGGAGUAUGCUUGUUUUGUUUUAAGACAUAUUUUGCUUGUUUGGUUGUAAGACAUAUUUUGUUUGGUUGUUAAGACAUAUUUCUAAUAAGAUUA